Anopheles cruzii is the source of this 2064-nucleotide messenger RNA. Its product is annotated as scavenger receptor class B member 1. The transcript is spliced from 10 exons. Gene Ontology annotation, molecular function: scavenger receptor activity. The record is from RefSeq and is a predicted model, not a curated record. Lineage: Eukaryota; Metazoa; Arthropoda; Insecta; Diptera; Culicidae. Bases 303 to 2006 code for a protein of 567 amino acids. Gene Ontology annotation, cellular component: cytoplasm; membrane.
CAGAGUUCCAGAGGGCGCUGUUUGUCGUUGCACGGGGCCAAGUGGUUCGCCCUCAGGAGCGGGCACGUGACGGGGGAAUAAAAAAAGGAUAAUUUAUAGUCCGGCCGAAGCCGAUGCGUCACCUUGUAACCCCCAAAACAGAGAGUGAAAGAGAGAGCAGAGAAAGAGAGAAGAGAGCGUUUAAGUGAGUGCGAUUAUAGGAUUGUGGUCCGGUUCCAACGCCCACGUCCAAGUUCAAGUGUACCACAGACAUUUAAUUUGCGAUUCAAGUUCCACACCAACACAAGCAAGGGCGCCCAAAAAUGCGCGACUUUGCGAGCAUCUUCGGCGGCCAGUACCAGUCGAUCUUCGGCGGGGCCUCGUCGGGCUGCGGUAAUGCAGGCAUCGAGUGUGGCAGCUCGUCGUCCUCCGGCGGAGGUGGUGGUGGCUGCACCCCGCAGCGUCGGCGCUCCGAAAGCCUUGGCCCGUUCCGGAGGCGGCUCCGGUCCGAGCUGUCCCUGCUCGACUACUUCUUCCACCAACCGAAACAUGGACGACACACGCGCUACCCGAAUCGAACGUUCAUGCUGAUGGCCGCCGGCUUUAUGUUCAUCAUCUGCGGCACAGUACUACACAUUCUCGAUCCCUAUCUGCUAAUAUUCAAAUGGAAACUAAAGUUCCAGGAGGGAUCGGAAAUAUUCAACCUAUGGCGAACCCCGCCGGUCGAUUUGUACAUCAAGAUUUACCUGUUCAACGUGACGAACGCGGAAGACUUCCUUGCGGGGCGCGCUGAGAAGAUGCAGAUAGAAGAAGUGGGCCCGUACGUGUACCGGGAACUGAUGUCACACGAUGAGUUGGUGUUUAACGAUAAUGGAACGGUAUCGACCAAACCGCACCACCCGUUAAUCUUCCAGAAGAGUCUUUCCGGCAACCUGAGAGAGGACGACGUGUUUAUGAUGCCAAAUAUUGCGCUGCUGAGCAUAGCCCACGUAGCUUCCAAAAAGCCGUACUUUCUCCGGUGGCCGAUCAAUAUGCUGGUAAGGCAAACGGAAGUUCAGCCCCUGGAGCGGCAGACAGCACGAGAGUUCAUGUACGGCUACCCAACGACCCUGACCACCCUGGGCAACACGUUCCUGCCCCACUGGAUAUCGUUCGACAAAGUCGGCCUUAUCGAUCGGAUGUACGACUUCGACGACGACUUUGAGACGUUCUACACCGGUGAAUCGUCGGCCGGCAUGUCCGGGUUGUACGACACUUACCUGGGGUCGCCCGAUCUAGCCCAGUGGGAUGGCAAGCACUGCAGCAACAUAAGAAACGCGUCCGACGGCACCAAAUUCAAGAGCUUCAUUGAACCCACCGACCAGCUGCUGUUCUUCCGGAAGAGCAUGUGCCGGCCGCAGCGACUGAUCCAGAAUGGAACGGACUACGAGGUGGACGGCCUGAAGGCGACCAGAUUUGUGUUCGAGAGAAACGCUCUGGAUAAUGGCGAGUACGAUCCGCGCAACAAGUGCUACUGUCGGAAAGGCCACUGCUUACCGCGCGGGCUGAUCGAUGUAACGAGCUGCUAUUACGGGUUUCCGAUCGCACUCAGCUACCCACACUUUCUCGAUGCCGACCCGAAGGUGCUGGCCCACGUGAACGGUUCCCGGCCAGACCCGGUGGCCCAUCAGAGCCACUUCAUGAUCAAUCCCGUUUCGGGGCUCCCGCUGCAGCUGUCCGUGAAGUUCCAGAUCAACAUGGUGCUCGAUGAUCUGAGCGGCAUCACGCACUGUGAGAGGUUCUCCAAUCUCGUCGUACCCGCGCUGUGGUUCGAAAUUACGAUGCCAGGACUGCCGAAAACGCUGCUAUCGCGGUUCAUAUUCUACCUCAAAAUCCUGCCCGUCGGCGAUCUGGUGGUGAAGCAUGGUUUGCUCGCAUUCGGCGGCAUCCUGCUGCUGGUGGCCAUCACGAAGGUGUCGCUGACACUGUCCUCGGCCUACUCGUCGGCCUAUCGCAUUUCGAACGAGCUGCGCGAAAGCUUAUGGUAGCCACAUCGACCGAAGGCGCACUUCGCUCGCCCAAACGCACACACACACACACACACAC